UCUUUCCUCACUAUUCAGACACCUCUGGAAUAUCAUCCAUAACGGAAUUACUUUAUUUGUUUUUUUCUAUAAAGCUUUUAAGGCUGAGGAAACGUCAUCCUACACGAUAUCUAGAUCUUCGUUAACCAUGUCGAUGUGGUUUGCUGUACUUCAUGUUUUAGGUAUUCUGUCUUUGACCUGUUGCACUUUUGGAUCGGAUUUAAAUGUUCCGACACCAAUUAGCUGUGGAACUCGUGCGGUGGACCUACCAGACACACGUAAGAGAGUGCUCUGCCCAGCAAACUGCACUCUCUGGAGUCUGUCACUGUUUGGUUCAGGAGUAUAUGCCUCUGUUUCCAGCAUAUGUGGAGCAGCAAUACACAGAGGAAUCAUAAGUCUAUCUGGUGGACCUGUGGAGGUUCACGGACUGCAAGGGAGGACAAACUACCUUAGCUCUUAUGCUCAUGGCAUUCAGUCUCAGUCCCUGUCCCAAUGGAGCUCAUCUUUCACUGUGGCCAGAACAAUUAGCUUGCCUUUGGAAGUGUCCAGCCAAACCAGCAGUUCUGCCACUGUUGCAUCUGGAGCAGCCAAGAAACCAGUCAAAAAGACAGCAAAGAAGCCUCCUCCAACAACAACAGCAAACAGGGAUUGCCCAGUCGAUAUGGCUUUGCUGCUGGAUAGCAGCUACAAUAUUGGACAGCGGCGCUUCAACCUGCAGAAGAACUUUGUCAGUAAGCUUGUAGCCAUGCUGAAGGUUGGAACACCAGGUCCUCAUGUAGGAGUGGUGCAAACCAGUGAGACACCUCGAACUGAAUUCUACUUGUCAAACUAUACAACAGCCAAAGAUCUGAUGUUUGCCAUCAAAGAGAUCCCAUACAUUGGGGGCAAUACCAAUACAGGUAAGGCCAUACUGCACACUGUGAGGAACUUCUUCAAUCCGGAUUUUGGUGUUCGGAGAGGUUACCCACGGAUCAUUGUGGUGUUUGUCGAUGGGUGGCCUUCUGAUAAUGUGGAGGAGGCAGCAAUUUUAGCCAGAGAGUCUGGUAUUAACAUCUUCUUUGUGUCUGUCGCCAAACCUGCCCCUGAGGAGAUGAGCCUGGUGAGCGAGCAAGACUUCAUGAGAAAGGCAGUGUGCAAGGACAACGAGUUCUUCUCAUUCACCAUGCCCAGCUGGUUCGGCACCAACAAGUUUGUGAAGCCACUAGCUCAUAAACUUUGCUCCAUUGAUCAGAUGCUCUGCAGCAAGACAUGCUAUAACUCAGUGAACCUGGGCUUCCUGAUUGACGGCUCCAGCAGCGUAGGUGAUGGGAACUUUCGGCUAGUGCUGGACCUUCUUCUCUCUAUCGCGCGCAACUUUGACAUCUCUGACAUUGGCUCUCGCAUCGGUGCCAUUCAGUUCACCUACGACCAAAGGAUGGAGUUCAACUUCAAUGAGCACACCACAAAAGAUAAUGCUCUGAGGGCCCUGCAGAACAUCCCGUACAUGAGCGGAGGAACGGCCACUGGAGACGCCAUCAACUUUGCCGUGCGGAGUCUCUUUAAACCCCGCACAGGCUCCAACAAGAAUUUCCUCAUCAUCAUCACUGAUGGACAGUCUUAUGAUGAUGUGAGAGGGCCGGCUAUGGCCGCCCAGAGGGAGGGAAUCACUGUGUAUGCAGUGGGCGUAGCUUGGGCUCCGAUGGAAGAUCUGAAGGCAAUGGCGUCCGAGCCCAAGGAAAGCCAUGUGUUUUUCACUCGUGAGUUCACCGGCCUGGCGCAGUUCCAGCAGCCCAUCGUACGAGGCAUCUGCAGGGACUUCACAGAGUUCAACUAGACAGUGCGACUGCUUAAGUG
Messenger RNA from Sinocyclocheilus rhinocerous, 1812 nucleotides. Its product is annotated as cochlin-like. Bases 128 to 1792 code for a protein of 554 amino acids. The record is from RefSeq and is a predicted model, not a curated record. Lineage: Eukaryota; Metazoa; Chordata; Actinopteri; Cypriniformes; Cyprinidae. The transcript has 12 exons.